Tremella mesenterica DSM 1558 is the source of this 5569-nucleotide messenger RNA. RefSeq lists its product as uncharacterized. Gene Ontology annotation, biological process: transcription by RNA polymerase II. Gene Ontology annotation, molecular function: DNA binding. Gene Ontology annotation, cellular component: RNA polymerase II, core complex. The record is from RefSeq and is a predicted model, not a curated record. Bases 1 to 5427 code for a protein of 1808 amino acids. The transcript is spliced from 12 exons. Lineage: Eukaryota; Fungi; Basidiomycota; Tremellomycetes; Tremellales; Tremellaceae.
AUGACAAUCACUUUUCCGUAUUCCUCCGCUCCCACGCGGCAGGUCAAGGAGAUCCAAUUUGGGGUGAUGAGUCCGGAGGAGAUUAAAGCAUUCUCCGUAGCCAAAAUAGAGCAUCCCGAAGUCAUGGACGAGAAUAAUCGGCAAAAAGUUGGAGGACUGAUGGACCCGAGAAUGGGCACCAUCGACCGGAACUUUAAAUGCCAGACUUGUCUCGAGGGCAUGGCCGAAUGUCCAGGUCAUUUCGGUCACAUUGAGCUUGCACGACCCGUGUUUCAUGGCGGGUUUAUGGUCAAGGUCAAGAAGAUCUUAGAGUGUAUCUGUUUCAGUUGUGGCAAACUGCGUGUUGAUGUGCGCGAUCCUAUGGUCGCUAACAUUGUUCGUCGCGUGAAACCACAACAUCGGCUAAAAGCUAUUUGGGCCAUCGCCUCGAAGAGAACGUCGUGUGAGACGGACGAACGGGACGAUGAGAAUGGUGACGCCACCAACGAGGCAGAGUUUCAAGCGGAGAAGGAGCUUGGCGUUCCGAAAGGUCAUGGCGGCUGCGGUGCAGAUCAGCCCCUGUGGAGAAAAGAAGCUCUGAAACUCAUGGCCAAGUCCAAACCAUCCACGACCGACAAGGACGAAUCUGGCAGCGAGCUCGAGAUCCGCUCCGUCUCUCCUGGGGAGAUAUACAACGUCCUUCGAAAGAUCCCUGCCGAAGAUCUUCACGUCAUGGGUCUGAACAUCGACUACGCCCGGCCAGAGUGGAUGAUCCUCACCGUCAUGCCUGUACCACCCGCCGCUGUCCGACCCUCUAUCUCAAUAGAUGGAGGUGCUAUGCGGAGUGAAGACGAUUUGACUUACAAGCUUGCUCAGAUCCUCAAGACAAGUGCGACCGUUCGUCGACUCGAAGCUGAAGGUGUACCACCCAGUGUUGUCGACGAACAAUUUGAUCUGCUGCAGUUUCACGUGGCGACGUAUAUGGAUAAUGAGAUUGCCGGUCUGCCGCAGGACAUGCAAAAGUCUGGAAGACCUAUCAAAGCUAUCCGUGCGCGUUUGAAGGGUAAAGAAGGGAGGAUGCGGGGUAAUUUGAUGGGAAAGCGAGUUGACUUUUCGGCCCGGACAGUCAUCACCGGUGAUCCAAACCUUCAGCUGGAUCAGGUCGGAGUGCCGAAAAGUAUCGCCAUGACGUUAACAUAUCCGGAGAGGGUGACGCCAUACAACAUCGUCUACUUGCAGACACUCGUCAACAAUGGUCCCUCGACAUACCCAGGCGCACGGUACUAUGUCAAAGAUACCGGGGAGCGGAUAGACUUGAAGUACCGCAAGUCCGGUGAACCAAUCAGUCUUCAAUUCGGUUGGAUCGUAGAGAGACAUCUCAAGGAUGGAGAUUUUGUACUAUUCAAUCGACAACCGUCUCUGCACAAGAUGUCUAUGAUGUGUCACCGUGUCAAAUUGAUGAACUAUUCCACCUUCCGUCUGAACCUCUCUGUAACGUCGCCAUACAACGCCGAUUUCGAUGGUGACGAGAUGAACUUGCAUGUCCCUCAAAGUGAGGAGACACGAGCGGAGUUGAGUCAGAUUGCAUGGGUGCCCAGACAGAUUAUCUCCCCGCAGGCCAACAAACCCGUCAUGGGCAUCGUGCAAGAUACGUUAUGCGGUAUCCGCAAGUUCACUCUCCGCGACAAUUACUGCGACUGGAAACAGGUUCAGAAUAUCCUUCUCUGGCUGCCGGGCUGGGAUGGUACGAUCCCGACACCGGCUAUCCUCAAACCAAAGCCCAUGUGGACCGGAAAGCAACUCAUGUCCAUGACGAUUCCCAAGGGAAUCAAUAUCACGUUCAAGAACAACGAAAAGCCCUCUCCCAUCGACAUCACCGACGAGAAUGUCCUCAUCGACAAUGGCGAGAUCAUCCACGGCACGAUUGUCAAGAACAUGGCAGGUAGUGCGAACAACGGAUUGGUGCACGUCAUAUUUCGAGAGUUGGGACAUGUCGCUGCGAGGGACUUCUUUUCAGCUUGUCAGAUGAUGGUCAAUUUCUGGUUGUUGCACUACGGGUUCAGUGUUGGGAUCGGAGAUACUAUCGUGGACACGGCUACGAUGGCAGGAAUCACAAAUCGAAUGGUAGAAGCGAAAGAGGCGGUCCAACGACUCAUCGCAGAGGCAGAGGCGAAUCGAAUGAAGCCAAAACCGGGUAUGACCAUCCGCGAGACGCUCGAAGCUGGUAUUGCGACCGAGUUGAACAAGGCUCGUGAUUGGACGGGUAAAACAGCACAAGACAACUUGAAGGAAGACAACAACGUCAAACAGAUGGUGGUAUCUGGCGCCAAGGGUUCAUUCAUCAACAUCUCCCAGAUGACCGGUGUUGUCGGACAACAAUUCGUUGAAGGAAAGCGUAUCAAUUUCGGGUUCAAACAUCGUACUCUUCCUCAUUUCCCCAAAGAUGACUACGGUCCGGAGUCUAGAGGUUUCGUCGAGAACUCUUAUCUUCGCGGUCUUACGCCUCAGGAGUUUUGGUUCCACGCGAUGGGUGGAAGAGAAGGUUUGAUCGAUACUGCCGUCAAAACUGCCGAGACCGGAUACAUACAACGACGACUGGUCAAGGCGAUGGAGGAUUUGAAGGUCGCAUAUGACGGGACGGUGCGGAACUCAACUGGGGAUGUCGUCCAAUUCCUUUAUGGUGAGGAUGGUAUGGACGGGGCGGCUAUGGAGAAGCAAAGUUUCGACAUCAUUCGUCUAUCAGAUCGAGCUUUCGAACGUCGAUACAAAAUUGACGUCUUUGGUGGACCGGGUGCUGGGUUCGGAGAGAAGACGUUGGCCCCGGGGAUCGACAAAUCUUCUGCGUCUCUACAAAACUUGUUGGACGACGAAUAUCGUCAAUUGAGGGAAGACCGUCAACUACUUCGACAGUACAUCUUCCCGGACGGUAAUCCAAGUCACCCGCUUCCCGCCAACAUUCAGCGGAUCAUCCAAAACUCUCAGCAGCUGUUCAACGUUACUGUACAUACGGUCAGUGACCUCGAUCCUGUACAUCUGAUCGAGAUGCGGAAAGGCCUUUGCGACCGUUUGGUCAUUGUGCGAGGCGAUGACAAGUUUAGCAAGAUCCAUCAGCAUAAUGCAACCCUCCUGUUCAACAUCCUCGUUCGAUCUCACCUUGCCACCCGCAGAAUAUUGGAGGAACAUCAUCUUACUCGGGAAGCGUUCGAGUGGGUGAUCGGGGAGAUCGAGCAGAUCUUCAACAAAGCCGUCUGUGACCCUGCUGAAAUGGUGGGGACGCUUGCUGCUCAGUCCAUCGGUGAACCUGCGACUCAAAUGACGUUGAACACCUUCCACUACGCCGGUGUCGCUUCAAAGUCAGUCACAGGUGGCGUGCCUCGAUUGAAAGAGAUCAUCAAUGUCGCCGUUAACAUCCGUACGCCGGCGUUGAACGUGUAUCUGGAUCGUGAAUACUCGCAAACGGAGAAGGCCGCUCAUCAGAUCAUGCGAAAACUCACAUAUACUCGAUUGAGAGAUAUCACCGCCAGUGUCGAAAUCUUUUACGAUCCCAAAUUGGACAGCACGGACAUUGAGGAGGAUAAAGACUUUGUGGAUGCUUUCUUUGCCAUCCCGGACGAAGACAUCAAAUUGGAACAACAUUCUCCUUGGUUGCUCCGUCUAGAACUGGACCGAGCGAAGGUGUUGGAAGGAGGGUACGAAAUGUCUCAAGUCGUCAAUGCCAUUGUCGACACUGUAGGUAAAGAUGUAUUCGUCAUUCACUCGGAAGACAAUGCGGAGAAACUCAUCAUUCGUAUUCGAGUGGUUUCGGAUGAGAAAGAAGAUGACCAAUUGAUCGGUGAAGAAGAUAUUUUCUUGAAGAAGAUUGAGGGUACUUUGUUAGAUCAUGUCGAAUUGGGUGGUAUCACUGGUAUUCAAAGAGUGUUUAUAUCUGAAGGCAAGCAAACUGUUCUUUCACAACAGGGAGAGUAUGAUCAAGAACGAGAAUGGUUCCUUGAAACCGACGGUAUCAAUCUGAAAGAGGUAUUGGCGGUGGACGGUGUCGAUGCUGUGCGAACAUAUUCGAACAAUUGUUACGAAGUUUAUCAAACGUUGGGUAUCGAAGCUGGUCGAAACGCAUUAUUCAAAGAAUUAAACGGUGUCAUCGAAAUGGGAGGUUCAUAUGUCAAUUAUCGACAUUUAGCUCUUCUCUGCGAUCUCAUGUGUUCAAAGGGUCAACUCAUGUCAAUAACUCGACACGGGAUCAAUCGAACGGAUGCUGGUGCUCUUUCCCGAGCUUCAUUCGAAGAGACUGUUGAGAUCUUACUCGAAGCUGCAGCUGUUGGUGAUGUGGAUGAUUGUCAUGGUGUUGCCGAAAACGUUUUAUUAGGUCAAAUUGCACCUAUGGGUACUGGAGCUUUCGACGUUUCUUUGGAUUUGGAAAUGCUCAAAGAUGUAAUUGUGGAUCAUCGUCUACCUGUUCAAAAUAUGAUGGCUGCAGGAGUUUUAAGUGGAGGAAUGACACCUGGUGGAGCCAUGACACCAUACGACGCGUUAUCACCCAUGUGGAAUGGUCAAGGUUCUGUUGGAGCAGCCGCUUUCUCACCAAUGCAAACUAGCAAUAACGAAGAAAGUGGUGGAUUCAAUUAUAUGGGUUAUGGAAUGAGUCCAAUGCAAGGUGGAUUAUCACCUGGUGGUGGUGGUGGUUAUUCACCUUCUUCACCAACAGGAUAUUCACCAACUUCACCAUUCGCAAUUACAUCACCAACAUAUUCACCUUCUUCACCAUAUCAAGGAAAUGCAGGUUCAGCUUCACCUUGGAUACCAAGAUCUUCAACUAAUGGUGGUUUGAAUAUUACAUCACCUGCAUAUUCACCUUCUUCACCACAAUAUUCACCUACAUCACCAAUGUAUUCACCUGCAUCACCAAAAUUUUCACCUUCUUCACCUACUUUUUCACCUUCUUCACCGAAUUAUUCUCCAGCUUCACCUGCUUAUGGUGGUGGUGGUGGUGGUGGUUUAGCGAGGAAUUCACCUUUUUCACCUGCUUCACCUGCUUAUUCACCAACUUCACCAAUGGGUAUCACAUCUCCUAGAUAUUCACCAACUUCACCGAAAUAUAGUCCUGCAAGUCCGGCUUUUUCACCUACCAGUCCGGUAUAUAGUCCGACUAGUCCAGCACCUUUCCAAGCUACCAGUCCUAGAUAUUCACCUAACAGUCCGACUUUUUCUCCCACAUCACCAGUUUAUUCCCCUACUUCACCCGUUUAUUCACCUGCCAGUCCAGCUUUCUCUCCCACCUCCCCAGCGUACAGUCCGGCAUCACCAGCUUACAGUCCUAAUUCCCCAGCUUACUCCCCCACUUCACCCGCCGCCCAGGGUUCCAACGGUCAGCCACAGACGAAUGGACAACCAGCGAGGAAAGGUUGGGGUACGUCAGGAGGUUAUGGUACUUCACCCAGUUGGAAAGGUUAGAAUAAUCGAGUUGAAGUUAUCUGAGAAUAAUGGAUGAUGGAUGAUGGAUUGUGUGUGGAUUGAUUGGUCUCUCCUCAGUUGCUCUGAUUGUACCCUUCGUAGUACUCUGCUAGUGAUGCAUGACUCGUACUUCUACUGCUAC